UGCACUGGUAAAUGGUCGUCGGUUGCGAUCGGUCGCGGGCAGAAAAGCGGCAGCGGGAUGGAGCGCUGGGCGAAAAAAGUGGCAGUGGUGACCGGGGCCUCGUCGGGCAUAGGCUUGGCCACGGCCAAGGCUCUCGUUCGCAACGGCCUCACGGUCGUGGGCUUGGCUCGCAACGGCGCCCGCAUGAAGGACAGAAGCAACGAUAUACGUGAACGAACGGUUGCAGGAGGCCAUGAAAGGCGUGAAAGGCCCUGGCCAAUUUCACGCGAAAGAAUGCGACAUCACGCAGGAGGAAAGCGUUGUCGAGACUUUGAAUUGGGCUUACAAACGCUUCGGCUCGCUCAACGUUCUGAUAAACAAUGCCGGCAGUAUGACUUACCAAACAAUAGAAGACUCGCCCACAUCAGACCUGGAGAGUGUUAUCAAAGUGAACCUGAUGGGGCUGCUAUACGCAACCAAACGAGCAACCACACUGAUGAAGGACACUCAAGAAGACGCUCACAUUGUCAACGUGAAUAGUGCUUACGGCCACAGCGUUCCACCUUGUUAUCCAAAUAUGUCAUUCAACGUCUAUGCCGCUGCCAAAUUUGCCGUCAGGGCUUUAUCGGAAACCCUAAAACAUGAAUUAGCAGGCUCCAAAAUACGAGUCACUG
Molecule: messenger RNA, 653 nt
Organism: Phymastichus coffea
Lineage: Eukaryota; Metazoa; Arthropoda; Insecta; Hymenoptera; Eulophidae
Exons: 4
Coding region: 58-519 (153 amino acids)
Source: RefSeq, a predicted model, not a curated record